CGAAAUUGUCGAAAUUCGAGAACCCUGCAUUUUAUUACACACAUUGGUGAAGAGAAGAGUGUCGGUCGACAUUAAAUGGUGGGCGGCGGUUUAAAAUGAACACUUUGCAUCUUCCCAGCACGGUCCAGCACCAUGAUGAAGAAGCCGAGCAGCGCCAAGAGCCAAGCGCGCCCGAAGCACGUGGAGCGCCAAGGUCACCUCUCGGCGACGCGCCGCGACGCGACCCCGAAGCGCACGCCGCUGCAGCUAGCGCCCUCGGCGCGCGCGGGGAACGCCACUUAUUUAUUGGCCAAGGGCCCCGAUGGCACGCGUGGCUUCUACAGCCGCAGCCAAAAGCUCAGUAUCCACGCCCACGAGUUUGUGCCCAACUCGCGCUAACCGUCCAUCCACCUCGCUCACGGCGUGUGCCCAUCGCUCUCUCAACUUAUUGUCAUAAACAUCAACAUGGAUCGGCCCUUUAUGGCCACACGAUGCAUUCACGAGAGA
Saprolegnia diclina VS20 is the source of this 486-nucleotide messenger RNA. RefSeq lists its product as hypothetical. Lineage: Eukaryota; Oomycota; Saprolegniomycetes; Saprolegniales; Saprolegniaceae. Bases 133 to 378 code for a protein of 81 amino acids. The transcript has a single exon. The record is from RefSeq and is a predicted model, not a curated record.